Molecule: messenger RNA, 324 nt
Organism: Eruca vesicaria subsp. sativa (arugula)
Lineage: Eukaryota; Viridiplantae; Streptophyta; Magnoliopsida; Brassicales; Brassicaceae
Source: the annotation of a GenBank genome assembly
AUGGAGAGAGGCCUCCACCACGAACGUGUCCAAGGUGUCUCUCAGACAACACCAGGUUCUGUUACUACAACAACCAGGUUCUGUUACUACAACAACUAUAGCUUGGCUCAACCUCGCUACACCUGUAAGUAUUGUCGUCGAUUCUGGACUCAUGGUGGGGCUAUAAGGAACAUACCCGUUGGUGGCAGUGUCCGUAAAACCAAGCGUCCAAGAAUAAAUCAACCAUCUGUUGCUCAGGUGGUUCCUGUUGAGACCCAACAUGUUAAUCAUCACCAGCCUAUCUUACAUGAUCAAGAAACCGACGAUUUUCAUGGGUCGUUUUGA